CACGUUGAUACCAUCUGCAUCAUACGCGUCUGAACGAACGCACGUGCUGCACGCAGGAACCGCCGGGAGGAGCGGCAAAGGUGGCUCGAGGGUGACGACGAGCGAGGCGGUUCCCUGGACGGCGACGAAGUUCUGUAACGCGGCGCGCCACGAAUUCAGUUUCCCCCGUCUUUCUUCUGGAGCACCGACGAGGAAGAGGAAGUCGCGGUGGAAAGCGAGGACGGCGGUCAUGGCGGUCGCGGCGAACACCUUCGACGCCUGGCUCAGCAAGAAGCUACAGGCGCUCAACACGGACGAGGGCGUCUUCGGCACGUACAUCCGCGGCAUCCUCGAGGGCGACGAGACCGAGGACGAGAAGACGGAGGCGCUCGAGAGCAUACUCAUGGGCAUAACGGAGGAUAACAUUAGCAAACACGUGACGGAGAUCCUGAGUGCAUGGGCAGAAUGGUUGCCAGCGGAAGAGGUAGCUGCGGCGACUGUGCCGACGGAGGACGUCGACGUCAGGCUGGCACGGAUGCUGGAGUCGCAGACUCUGCCGACUACGACACAGAGAAGUUACACGGAGGAAGAGAGACGGAUACGGGAGGCUAUACUGGCACAGUACAGCCAGAUGUCCGACGAGGACAACAGCGAAGGCGAUGGGGAAGAGGAUGGAGCCAGUGGCGGAGAUUGUGGAAUUGAGAAGAAUCUGAAUGCAGCGACUAUCGUACAACAGGAAAGAGAAAAGAGAGAAAAGGCUAAACUUGAGAGUCAAAAAAAGAAGGAGAAGGACAAAGAGGACAGAGAGAAACAGAAACAACUAAAGGAAGAAAAGAAAGAGAAAAGAAAGACGCAAAAGGGAGAGAGACGAAGGUAGCAUCGAAACAAAUGGAAUCCAAGUUUUACCUCAAGAUUACAAAAUAUCGAAUACAUAUAUACUGUCGUAUUUAUGUAUGUCUGUCUCUAUAUUGUCAUGCAUGCAACGAUCUUCGACAGUUAUUUAAACCAGUCAUCAAUCCUAUAUUUUCAUUAGGAUAUGUGUGUAGUGUUUGUGUUAGAAGGAGGAUCUGUACGCUCAACGCGAAUGCUUAUAUCACAAGAGAACGGUAUCUACGCGAUAUUAAUCCUGUAUCAUCCUGUGCCUUCUAUCUCUCUAAAACAUUUACCCUUUUAUUGAAAGACUUUUUAAUGAAUUAUCCUUUUUUUACGUUUUUCUUAUCGUUGUCUUCGCAAUCUGUAUUCAGAACUUCUAUCUAUACUAUAUUGUUUGAUCCUGUUAUAUUAUUGUAUUAACAUUACAAUAAUUCGCGUUUGCUCGAUAAAUAACAGUUCUGAGUAUUGAU
Messenger RNA from Ooceraea biroi (clonal raider ant), 1322 nucleotides. Its product is annotated as coiled-coil domain-containing protein 43. The record is from RefSeq and is a predicted model, not a curated record. Lineage: Eukaryota; Metazoa; Arthropoda; Insecta; Hymenoptera; Formicidae.